GCGCUGAACGUGCAGGCUAAGAAGGCGAGAGAAAUACCUUAUAAUAUAAUCCUAAGUGAUAAAUACUUACUAAGAAUUUAUUGUCAUAUGACAAAUUUUAAUCAGUGUGUUAAUGUUUAUACUUUUGUUUUGAUAUGAUAGGUUGCCCAACAGCUUACUAUCAUUUGAAAUCCGAUGACAUGUGUGUCACCCAUUCAAGUCAAUCCAUUUUUUUGGGUAGUUAUGAAAAUUUUUGUCAAGGAAAAAAUAAUGGAGUUCCUAUCUCGAAACGCAUAAGUGACGAAGGACUGAAAGAAUUGGCUUCAGAACUGAAAAUAUAUGCUGAAGCAACAAUGCCUCCGAAGGCAUACAUAGGAUUGAAAAAAGAUGAUCAGAUGGGAUCAAAAAAAUGGAUUUUUUCCAACGAUCAAGGAUCCGUCGAGGAAGAUGAUUACUCUCUUUGGACUCGCAAGCCAUAUAUGAAUGAGCAAUGUGCAACCGUCAUGCCCUCAGAAGAUUACAAAGUUCAACCUGUCGCCUGUAAUGAAAACGCAAGACCACUCUGUGAAAAGUCUGGACCUCAGCACAAUACAACAUUUAGAGGCGUUGAGCUUGAGCUUAAUUUUCCAAGUCUUGCACCAGUGAUUGAUCAUAUUGAGAUGCAUUUGUAA
Molecule: messenger RNA, 650 nt
Organism: Stegodyphus dumicola
Lineage: Eukaryota; Metazoa; Arthropoda; Arachnida; Araneae; Eresidae
Source: RefSeq, a predicted model, not a curated record